AUGGUUUUGGACACCAACUCCAGCCAAUCUACAUUCUUCUUAAUUGGCAUUCCCGGGCUAGAAGCUGCCCACCCCUGGGUGGGCAUCCCCUUCUGCCUUAUGUAUCUGGUGGCGCUUUUAGGAAACUGCGCGCUCCUGCUCGCCAUCCGACUAGAUCCCUCCCUGCACAACCCCAUGUUCUACUUCCUGGGCAUGCUGGGCGUUAUCGACGUGGUCAUGGCUACAUCUGUGGUACCCAAAAUGCUUGACAUCUUCUGGAUGGGGUCUCCCAAGAUUGACUUCAAUGCCUGCCUCGCCCAGAUGUUCCUUAUCCAUUCCAUCACAGCUAUGGAAUCGGGGGUCUUGUCGGCCAUGGCCUUCGAUCGCUACGUUGCCAUCGGCCACCCACUGAGAUAUGAGGCGAUCUUAACUCCCCAGAGGGUGGCCCAGAUAGGCCUAGCUGUUCUGAUUCGAGGAAUCCUUUUCAUGGUGCCUUUAAGCUGCAUGGUGAGACGCUUGCCGUACUGUGCUUCCAAAUGGAUCCCUCAUUCCUACUGCGAGCACAUGGCGGUGGUGAAACUGGCCUGCGUGGAUCCUGCUUCCAGCCACAUCUACGCCAUGGUGGGAUCCACCCUGAUAGUGGGGAGCGACACUGCCUUCAUUGCCGUUUCGUAUGGGCUGGUGCUCAGAGCCGUGAGAAAGCUGAGCGAGAAGACGGAGCAGCUCAAAGCCUUCAGCACGUGCACUUCUCACAUCUGUGUGAUGUUGCUCUAUUACCUCCCAGGCAUGGCUUCCAUUUACAUCCAGCGCUUUCCUCAAGGCACGCCUCCACAUAUCCAGGUGCUGCUGGCGGACCUCUAUCUCAGCCUCCCGCCCAUGUUGAACCCCAUUAUUUACAGCAUCCGAAUGAAGCAGGUGCGCAAGGCACUCUGCAAAGUAUUUCCCUUUGCCAAAGGUCGAGUUGGAUGA
Molecule: messenger RNA, 948 nt
Organism: Eublepharis macularius
Lineage: Eukaryota; Metazoa; Chordata; Lepidosauria; Squamata; Eublepharidae
Product: olfactory receptor 52I1-like
Exons: 1
Coding region: 1-948 (315 amino acids)
Biological process (GO): G protein-coupled receptor signaling pathway
Cellular component (GO): membrane
Molecular function (GO): G protein-coupled receptor activity; olfactory receptor activity
Source: RefSeq, a predicted model, not a curated record